Molecule: messenger RNA, 918 nt
Organism: Acanthosepion pharaonis
Lineage: Eukaryota; Metazoa; Mollusca; Cephalopoda; Sepiida; Sepiidae
Source: the annotation of a GenBank genome assembly
AUGAGCCUCUUCUCCAAGAACGCCUACUACUUUUGGGACUUCUUAAAGAAUAUCUUCUUAACCGAUUCAUUACCCACUUCAUUCUCUCACUUGUUUAUUCUUUGUGAUACUCCAAUAUCGUUUCCCUCGAUAGCGUAUUUCUUUUUAUUCUAUUAUCUUUUGUUAGCUUUUUUUCUUUACAAAUUUCUCCACCUUCCUACACAUUUCACCAAGUUUGAGGCUUUUGUUUUCUUUCACUACAGUUCAGUUUUUCUUUCUUCUUCAGCUACUUCUACCAUAUUUCCAUCAAAGGUUAAUCAGCCCCGUGUCGACAAUGAAGGUUCCAAACACAGAUUUCGCAGUCUCGCCUCUCUUCUUGUCCAAGUUGUCUUUUUUGGCCUCUCAUCCUAUCUCGCUUCCCCGCUCAAUCACCGUUCCCGUUAUUUUUUUUUAUUAUUAUUCCGACCCCCGCCUCGACUCGCAUCCACUUCAAACCGCUUCAGCUUCAACUGGCCUCCGCCACGACCCACUACCACCGCAACUCGUAUUCUCAUUGAUUACAUUUUUUGUCAAUUACGUUCUUUCUUUCUUUCUUUUUUUAUUGUUACGUGCUUGAUUUGUAGUUGUAUAUUAAUUUUUUUCCUCAACGACCAUGGGUGUAAAUGGCGGCGGAACGGGGACUGGGGAUCUAGCAAUGGUGGCCUUUAUUCCAAGGCCCUCUCCCUACCAUCCCAAGUUCUUCAGCGGUUCGUUUUUAAUCACCAUUUUCUCUGUUCUUUAACGUUUUUUUUUUUUUUGUUUCUUUUAACUCUUCAUUCACCCGACUCUAUCUAUUCGCUCGUCAAAUCUUCUUGCGUCAACGUUUUAUUCCAUCGUUUCUUUCUUUUUAUUUUUCUUCGUGUGCUUUCAUUCAGUAACUUUCUCCUCUGUGAAACAUAA